UUGCGAAAUCAAAAUAGUUAGAUGUUAAAUAGGCGAUUGUACAAGGUCGACCGAAUUGCUGGCUAUGAGAGGAAGUACUCGAGAAGUCGCGCGUCGUCGUCCAUGCACACUGCUGUUGUGUCGCCCACACGAUGCGGCAGCGGAUAAAACACGUCCACUUCCGACACAUCUCGAGGACUGUCCCAUUCAUCGAGUUCUGGCUCGGCGACCUUGAGUUUCUUGGCGGGGUGGGGCAAGGCAUCUGCGUCAUUGCACUGAACGAUGUCAAUAAGGAUCCGCUUGCCAAGGUUGGACGUGACCGAGAACGUGCCUUCGGGCAGUGCUGGCAACGCGACUUGGUUGUUCAUGUUGUUGUCGAGAUUGAUAUGGAAAUGAAGAAUGCCGCGGUCGUCGUCGUUGUCCAGGAACUCGCAAUCAUUCGGUUGAACACCUACAGUAUCUGAUCCGAG
Molecule: messenger RNA, 449 nt
Organism: Aphanomyces astaci
Lineage: Eukaryota; Oomycota; Saprolegniomycetes; Saprolegniales; Verrucalvaceae
Exons: 1
Coding region: 132-443 (103 amino acids)
Source: RefSeq, a predicted model, not a curated record